This is a messenger RNA of Gasterosteus aculeatus aculeatus (three-spined stickleback), 1772 nucleotides long. RefSeq names its product WW domain binding protein 4 (gene wbp4). Gene Ontology annotation, molecular function: zinc ion binding; protein binding; RNA binding. Gene Ontology annotation, cellular component: precatalytic spliceosome; nucleus. The record is from RefSeq and is a predicted model, not a curated record. NCBI's taxonomy places the organism in Eukaryota, Metazoa, Chordata, Actinopteri, Perciformes, Gasterosteidae. Gene Ontology annotation, biological process: mRNA splicing, via spliceosome.
AAUGGCUCAUCUCUAAGGCGAGUGGCGAUGACGUCAUCACAAACGGACACUGUUGUCUGUCUUGAAAUGUAGGAAGCGUUUAUCUUUUCAUUUGUUUCGUUCUAAAUACCCUACUCGUACCACCGAGACUUGAAAUGGCCGACUACUGGAAGUCACAACCAAGGAAGUUCUGCCAGUACUGCAAGUGCUGGAUCGCGGACAAUAAGCCUAGCGUUGAGUUCCACGAAAGAGGGAAGAAUCACAAAGAGAAUGUGGCUGCAAAAAUCUCUGAGAUUAAAAAGAAGAGUGUUGACAAGGCCAAGCAGGAGGCGCGUAUGUCAAAGGAGUUUGCGGCGAUGGAGGAAGCUGCGCUGAAGGCUUAUGAGGAAGAUCUGAAGAGGAUGGAAAGGGAGUCGGCAGGAUUACCAGCCGAAAUACCUACACCGCCACAACCACAACCACCGGCACGGCCUAUCAUAAUAAUAAAUAAGACAAGAGCUCAGGCCAAAAAGCAGAAAAAGCAAGAGAAAGAAAACAACAAGUUGAGGGCCCAAAAGGAGGCACAGAUGUGGGUUGAAGGACGGACAGAGGAUGGACACACUUACUAUUACAACAACGUAACUGGAGAAUCUAAAUGGGAAAAACCAGAGGGUUUCCAGGGAGCAAAUCCAGCCCCUGCACAACCUGGAUACAUGGAGAGGUCUUUCUGUCCUUGGAUGGAAGCUGUCAGUCCUGAUGGUUAUACAUAUUACUACAACUCCGCGACUGGAGAGACUAGCUGGGAGGAGCCAGCAGGCUUUUCUUCCAUUGAACCACCUGGAACGACGCCUUACAAAGGGAGAGAGAUUCAGCGGCAGCCUUCAACCACUCGGCUUGAGCCGCCUGCAGGAGAAGAGGAGAGGUCCAGCGGGCCAACAGCCGUAUCUCAGGAGGCCGAAGUCCCCGAAGAGGAUAACCAGCUGUCCAAAGCCCCAAAGAUCAGCUUCAGGAAAAGGAAAUCAGAAGGCGAUCCAUCAGUAAAGGAGGGAGAAGCCGAAGUGAGUGAUGAUUCUCCUAAAGAGGUGGAAAAAAAGGACCAAAAGGUCCAAAGCGCGACAGCUGAACCCGAAGAGAAGAAGAAGGUAGAGGCGGCACCAGUGAAGAAACAAGCAAGAAGGGCAAAAACCACCAACCCAUAUGGGCGCUGGCAGGAGAUCCGGGAAGAAGUGGAUCCAUACGCCAAGGUGGACCUACAGCUGCCGAAGGUGGAGGGAAUCAUUGUCAGCGCUCCGGCCGACAUCCCGCCGGAGCCGAAGCCCAAGUUUAAGGAACGCAUCAUCACAUCCCUCGGAGCGGAAGGUGGACCUGCUUCCUUUAGGAAAAACACGACACAGAACGGCAAAUCCAGGAGCAUCCGACAGAGAGACGACGAUGACGACUGACUCAAAUUCAGAAGAACUUGCAGCUGAAUGCUUCUAGACCCAUUUAAGGGUUUUUCUUUUUUACAUUAUUCAAGCAUAUUAAUUGUAUUUUUAUUUUCUUUACACACUGUUGGAGGACAAUUUUUCCUGAGAUGAUGUUUUUUCUAUCACAUGAAGAUCCCGUUCCGUGGAUCUAAUGUUGUCAUUUCAUCCUGCUGUCUGAUGAGGGCAGAUUUACUUAAAUACGGCAGUUGUAAUAAUUUUUUGUAUUUUCCAUAUUUGUAUAUUACUUAUUGUGGAAACGGCAUUGCAAUAGUUGAUUGUCGGACUCCUGAAGCAGCAAGAUCAAAGAUGGCAACAUAUAACAAUAAAUAACUUUCUGAAUCCUGAAAA